This is a messenger RNA of Podarcis raffonei (Aeolian wall lizard), 1008 nucleotides long. RefSeq names its product cytochrome b-245 chaperone 1. Bases 314 to 928 code for a protein of 204 amino acids. The transcript is spliced from 7 exons. NCBI's taxonomy places the organism in Eukaryota, Metazoa, Chordata, Lepidosauria, Squamata, Lacertidae. The record is from RefSeq and is a predicted model, not a curated record.
UGCCAAGUCGCAAUUUGCCUCUGUUUUAUAAUAUUGCCGUACACUUCCUGUUUUUGCUACAGUGUGAUCUUACAUUGGUUCUGGUGGAUGUGUUUUUGUUUUGGGGCUAUUAUAGAUGAUAAAGAUGGACGACUACUGUACAGUAGUUGCUUUCUUUACCCACUCACCCACCCACUUCAUUUGUGAUAUUACAUGCCAUAGUGUUCUCUGAAUAUAGACCUGAGAAACUAGUGUGUGGUGGACCUCCUCCUAACUCCACAUGCGGCUUCUGUGAGUAUUCAGGAGCUCUGUAGAUUUGCCCCCACUUCCCAAGAUGUAUAUGUUGGUUGAAGACCACUCAGACUCUGUUCUUCAUUUGACAAGAUCACCUGGUAUCAGAUCUUGGUCUCUCCUUGUAGGGAUCUCCUCUGUAGGUCUGGCUGCUGCUUAUUAUAGUGAAGACAGCUUGGGAUGGAAACUCUUUUAUCUUGCUGGCUGUCUCUUUGUAGCUGUGCAAAAUCUGGAGGAGUGGGAGGAAGCUAUAUUUCAAAAGGAUUCAGGGAAAGUUUUCCUAAAGACAUUCAACCUUUACAAGAAGCUGCUGACACUGUCAAGGGCAGGUCACGAACAAGUGGUGGUUCCAUUGGAUGAAAUUCGGGCUGUGAAUGUGGAAGAGGAGAAAGUACGCUACUUUGGGAAGGGCUACCUAGUUGUCCUGAGAUUUGUCACUGGGUUUUCACACCCUUUGACGCAGAGUGCAGUGAUGGGCUGCAGGAGUGAUGUAGAAGCUGUGGCCAAGCUCAUUACUGGCUUUCUGGAGCUGAACAAAGUUCCAGCAGACAAGUAUAUUGAGAACAGCAGUGAAACAGAUGUCAGUGAUGAAGAGGAACCCUUCUCCGAAAUCUACGGUAGCAGCAGUUUAGAGGGACCAGGAGAACCUGAUUUUUAAAGCCUUCCUUUCAUCCCCAGUGAAAUGAAUCUUUUAUUAGAAUUUCCUUACAUGUGGUUUUAGAGAAACAAAAAAAAGAU